This is a messenger RNA of Mauremys reevesii (Reeves's turtle), 2633 nucleotides long. Its product is annotated as cytosolic phospholipase A2 gamma-like. NCBI's taxonomy places the organism in Eukaryota, Metazoa, Chordata, Testudines, Geoemydidae. Gene Ontology annotation, biological process: glycerophospholipid catabolic process. The record is from RefSeq and is a predicted model, not a curated record. Bases 109 to 1863 code for a protein of 584 amino acids. Gene Ontology annotation, molecular function: calcium-dependent phospholipid binding; calcium ion binding. Gene Ontology annotation, cellular component: nucleoplasm; nuclear envelope; cytosol. The transcript is spliced from 15 exons.
AAAAGAACAGUUAGAGGUUGACUUGGUCCUCCCAUCGAGGCAAUCCCUGAAGAGUCCAUUUGCCACUGAAAAAAGAAUUCCACAUCACCAGGAGCUCUACGGGGAAAUAUGGAAGAAACUAUGAAAAGGUUUCAAUGGAGAAAGGAUGAUGGAUGUGUCCAACUUUCCCACGAGCUCUCGGCGGGUGAGAAAGAAGCCACUGAGAACAGAAAGGCAAAAGUCCUGGAGUGCCUCAAGAGUCUUGGCAUUGCCCGUGAUGAGGAUACAAAGGAUAACAUGCCCAAUAUCACCAUCCUAGGAUCAGGCGGAGGUCUGCGGGCCAUGAUAGCCCUUCAAGGAACCUUGGUGGAGAUGAAGAAGCAGGGCCUGUUGGAUGCUGUCCUGUAUCUGUGUGGGGUAUCGGGUUCCACCUGGUGCAUGUCCACCCUCUACAAAGAGAAGGACUGGACAGAGAAAGUACAGGACUUGGAAGAACGCCUGUGUGAUACACUUUCCAAAUCUUCAUGGGAUCUUCAUAAGGCAUACUCUCUUGUGUGCCAGGCAGCUAAAGAUGAACUCUUCUCUCUGACUGAUGUCUGGGCCUCUUUCGUUGUCUAUAAAAUAUUGAAGCAGUAUGAUCAGACCACGUUAUCUCAACAAGAUGAUGCCUCCACAAGUGGGACAAAUCCUUAUCCCAUCUAUGCGGCAGUGGAAGCAAAGAUAUCACAUAAAGCAGAUGAAAACAGCCCAGGCAACUGGUUUGAAUUCACUCCUCAUGAGUCUGGCUUUCCCGGCCUAGGGGCAUUUGUGUGCACAAAAAACUUGGGAAGCAAAUUCAAGAACGGGAAGUUGAAAGAUAACGGCGAAGAGAAAAGUAUUUGCUACCUGCAAGGUUUAUGGGGAAGUGUCUUUGGAAGCAUGGAGGAAAACAUGAAAUAUUUAAAAGAGCUUGUUCUUCAAAUAUUUUCCGGAGGACUGCGAGGAGAACAUCAGUAUGCAGUAGGUGGAGCAGAAAACACAUCAGAAAUGGCCAUGCCUCCACUUGGAGGAGGUACUCAUUGCACUUGUGCACAUUGUCGGAGUGCCCUCCUCCUCCUGGAGUUUCACAGUCAUGCCUCAGCUGGGGAAGACUGCAAGGGAGUCUUUGAGAAGCUGAAGGAAGUCCUGAAAGAACACAAGGGCAAGAAUUCCUACCAGAAGUGCUGUGAAAUGAGCGACACCUGGAGUUCAAAGACCUUGUCAGCAAGAAUGGAAGAGUGUGCUGAAUUCGGCAGGAUUUUUGAAACAGAACAUGGAGGAAGUGUAUCGAGUGCAUGUAAAUUGUUUUGGAAAAUCUGUAUCUGUAUCUUCCACUGGAGAUGGGGGAGCACCCAUAACUUUCUGUACAAAUGUCGUGAUGCUAAAUCCACUGGCUUGGAUAAGGAUGAAGUCAUCAACUUGAUCGAUGCGGGCAUUGGCAUAAAUUCCGCCUACCCCCUUGUUCUGCGUCCGGAGAGGAAAGUGAAACUGAUCCUUUCCUUUGACUUCAGCAAUAAGGAUCCUUUCAAGACCAUCAAGAAGACUGCCGAGUACUGUGAGGCAAAUAACAUCCCAUUUCCCAAGAUAGACCCAGAAAAGCUGAAGGACACAGAUACCCCCUCCAGUUGCUACAUCUUCAAAGGGAAGGAUGUUCCCACCGUCAUGCACUUCCCACUCUUCAACAAGGAAAAUUUUCCAGAUAAAAUACAUGACUUCAGAGAGAGAUAUUCCACCUUUCAGUUUUCCUACAAAGAGGAUGAUGUCAAAGAACUCCUCAAAAGAGCAAAGAUGAACGUAUCCAACAACAAGGAGAGGAUUCGGGAGGAGAUCCAGCAGAUUGUUUCCUCCUCCACCAAGAAGUUUUAAAACCAUUUCUCUGUUUUGCUCGUGUUCAAGAAGGACAGAAAAUCUGAGCCUGGACCUGAGCGGCACUGUGACUAUUUCAAACCUAAAUGCAGUAGAAGGAGUUAGUUUUCCUGGCUUGGAUUCACAAAGGGAUUUAGGGACCUAUCUGCCACUUUAGGUGCCUCAGUCCCACAUUUAGGCACCCCUGGGAAUCACAAAACUCUUGUUUAGCUGCUGCGAAACUCUGUAGCACCUAAACUCCCUUGGUAUCUAAGCUGUUGCAAUGAAAUAUCCCCGGGUGCCUAUGUUUCAGCCUCGGGGCAUGUGCACUGCAGCCACCAUCUUGGUGUCCGGGUUCCUAAACCCCAGAGUGAUUCCUGACCUGUGAAAGAUAGCUGUUCCUCUGCCUACCUCACCAAUGGAGCCUGAGCCAUGAUGCGAGAAGGAGGAAGAUGGCCUCCCUCAUAACUGUUAGCCCAGUAGGUAGCGUACUCACCUGGGAUAGAGGAGACUGCAGGUCAGUUUCCCUCUUUGCUUCAUGGGGAGAAAGGAUUUGAAGCAUAUCUGCUACUUAUGUGGUGGGUGCCCUCAUCAUUGGGCAGCGGGAUAGUCUGAUGGUGAGGUAGUCUUAAAUCUCUCUGUUCAAGAUGUUCCACUGCGGAUUAAAGACAAUUUUGGCCAGACAGAGAGAAAGCAAGCUUGAGAAGGAAAGAUCCUUUCAUGGAUUAGUAACUGGUUAAAAGAUAGGAAACAAAGGGUCAGAAUAAAUGGUCAGUUUUCAGAAUGCAGAG